This is a messenger RNA of Arachis duranensis, 423 nucleotides long. RefSeq lists its product as uncharacterized. The record is from RefSeq and is a predicted model, not a curated record. NCBI's taxonomy places the organism in Eukaryota, Viridiplantae, Streptophyta, Magnoliopsida, Fabales, Fabaceae. The transcript has a single exon. Gene Ontology annotation, molecular function: zinc ion binding. Bases 1 to 423 code for a protein of 140 amino acids.
AUGCCAUAUGGAGUGAAGUAUGCCGUCGACCUCCGUCGACAACGAUGUGACUGCGGUGAGUUCCAAGUGGACCGAAUUUUUUGUAGACAUGUCUUUGCAUGUUGUGCAAAUCAACGACUAGAUUGGCAUGUUUAUGUUCAUGAGGUGUAUAAGAUGGACCAAGUUCGACAGGUUUACCGAGCCAUGUUUAGGCCAUUGGGGAACCCUACUACAUGGCUUGCUUACAACGGGUCUCGAUUCGUACCGAAUCUGUACCUGAGACGAGUAACUAAAGGUCAUCCAAGGAUGACGCGCUUCUUGAAUGAGAUGGACACGCGAAUGUUAUGUCGUCCUAGGAUAUGUAGGCAAUGUGGGGUUGAGGGACACAGCCAUAGUAGAUGUCGUCAGGCAGGUGGUGCAAGUGCCGGCAAUAAUGCUCAGUAG